AUGGGACGAAUCACUUGUCAUUCUUCGAUGAUUUUGGCUGAAUCAGUGUCAUGGUAUUGUACUGUCCUCUUGGCAAUGAUGCUACUUAUGAGCAUUUGCGACACCAAGGAAGCUGUUGAUGAUUUCGAUUUGGAGUUUCCUCGAGUUGACUUGCUAGUCAAGCAACGCUGCGAUGAUAUAUACGUGGUACAAGAAGGGGAUACUUUGCAAACGAUCGGGGAGAAAUGUGGCGACCCUUAUAUUGUUGAGGAGAAUCCACACAUCCAUGAUCCCGAUGAUGUUAUCCCGGGUCUUCUUUUAAAGAUCACUCAUUUCACUACUUAG
Molecule: messenger RNA, 324 nt
Organism: Impatiens glandulifera
Lineage: Eukaryota; Viridiplantae; Streptophyta; Magnoliopsida; Ericales; Balsaminaceae
Exons: 1
Coding region: 1-324 (107 amino acids)
Source: RefSeq, a predicted model, not a curated record